This is a messenger RNA of Tetrahymena thermophila SB210, 1911 nucleotides long. RefSeq names its product transmembrane protein, putative. The transcript has 5 exons. The record is from RefSeq and is a predicted model, not a curated record. NCBI's taxonomy places the organism in Eukaryota, Ciliophora, Oligohymenophorea, Hymenostomatida, Tetrahymenidae.
AUGAAAUAUUUUAAGAAAAUAAAAUUAGGGUUAAUCCUCUUAAAUUCAAUUCUUGUUUUAGCUUAAGCUAGCUUAACAAAUCUUCCUUCAUUACUAUAUUAAACUAGUUAUAGUAGCCAAUACGAAGAUAUCUCCAUCACAGAAAAGCAAACAGUUAAAAUUUCCCCUGUUGGAUCUUCACUUGAAUACAUAAAACUAAAUCUGACAGAAAAUAAUUUCUAAAUUCCUUUUUGUUAAACAUUUGAUAGACAUAUAAACUUAGAAACUUUUUCAUAAUUAUAAAUACAACUACCUACUUUUGAUAAUAAUGGAUUUGCAAUAGCAUAAGUAGCUUUUACAUAAUCUUGGGCCACAUUAAAUCCUGUAUCAGCGUUUAAUAAUGCAAACAUAGCACAUUUAGAUUCCAACUAGACUUUGAGAUUCAUAAAAAUUGAUCCUGUAAGCAAUACUACUACGGUUGUUGGUAAAUACAGAUUAGAAAAGCUGUACCUACCUGAUGGUGUUUUUCCCUUCAAUAACGUUCAAAUGGUGCAAGUAGGGAAUUAUUUAUUAAUGGCUAUAGAAGGUUUGAGCAAUAGAAUCAAUUUCAUUUACAUUUACAAUAACUAGACUUAUUUCUAUCCUAAAUCACUUUCAAAUAUUGUGAUGAAUACUGAUAAUGGUAGCCUUUAAGAAAUGCAGGCUGUGCAAAUAGAUAAUGGUGAUUUUGUACUUUUUGUUUUACAAGAUUUGUCAAUGAGUGCCUUUUAUUUAAAUAGUAAUUUCACUACAAUUAAACCUUUAACUGUUCCAAGCAUUACAUAAGGUCAACCACAAAAGUAAUAUGGAGAUUUGAGAAUAUGGUAUGAUACUUAUAAAAAAUAAAUCAAUAUUUAUAUUCUAUGUGAAAUAAACGGUAUUUUUAAAUACUUUUACUAAUAUGUCGGGGCAUUAGCAGCAUCAGUUUAAAUUGAUACUUCUUUCUAUAUUAAAGUUAUUAAUGCAAAGUUAUUCAAUACAUACAAAGACAGGUAGUUCUUCGUAACAACUAGUUCUGAUUUAUAUGAAACUCGUGAAUAUGAAAUGGUUAUUGGAGGUAGUGGUACUUACUAUUUAAAUAGAGUGCAUCAGGUUGACCAUAAAAUAAGAGAUAUUAUUGUCAAUGAUUACUAUUUUAUUUUGUUGGGAUCUAACUCUAAUACAAUCACAUGGCAUUCAGUUCACCCAUCACUAAUUUAUGAUAUGACUAAAAUGCAAUCCUAUUUCCUUUUACUGGGUCUGUAAGGUGGGUCUAUAUUACAAAUCUUUAACUCUACCAGUAACUAAACUGACUCUUAUUUUGUAGGUAUAUAAAAAUUCCAUAUAUAUGUUACUAAGCUAGUACCUUCUAGUGCUUAUGUUGUUUGUAGUCCCUCCUAAAAUGAUUAUGAUACAACUGGAGACCAUAAAAUUAAACUAGGAUUUAUUUACUAAAGUUGGUAAUACUAUAACUCCUACAAUCUUACUUAGUUCUUUAUGGAAAGAGAUUUGAUAAUAAAUAAGGUUUAUGCAGAUAAACUCACAGCUGGGGUGAUAGCAGCUAUUGUUAUUUCAGUUUUAGUUGUUGUGUUGGGUAUAAUUAUAUGUAUUUGCAUUAAAAUCAAGAGGCAAAGAGCGUAUAAAUAUACUUUGUAAAAAGAGUUAGAUACUUUGAAAAAUUCAAAAAUUACUCAUCAUCAUCCCCUUAAGCAAGAAAUGGUCACUGCAAAUGAUUAAUCUCCAAACAACAUGAUUCAAAGAUAAGGAUCUCAUUUACCUUUAGCUGCUACAUAAUCCUAAUUCAGUUAAAAAAACUCAAAUUUAGUAAGAAAAGAAUCUAACGUUUAGCAAUAAAACUAAGAAUAGAUAGCUGAAGAUGUCUAAAUUAUUAAAUUUGAUGAAGAUGAUGAAUGA